Molecule: messenger RNA, 3267 nt
Organism: Leptidea sinapis
Lineage: Eukaryota; Metazoa; Arthropoda; Insecta; Lepidoptera; Pieridae
Gene: Cph
Product: B-cell lymphoma/leukemia 11B
Exons: 5
Coding region: 526-3120 (864 amino acids)
Biological process (GO): regulation of transcription by RNA polymerase II
Cellular component (GO): nucleus
Molecular function (GO): RNA polymerase II cis-regulatory region sequence-specific DNA binding; DNA-binding transcription factor activity
Source: RefSeq, a predicted model, not a curated record
GACACAGGACAGACGAACUCGGACAUCGGGCGAGAGCGGGCGACCGUGCACCUGUCCGCCCGGCUUCGCACGCGACUAUAUCGCGAUACGAAAUUCACAAACUCCAAUCGUACAGUACAAAUAUUUAUUUUCACAUAAAAACUUUAUAGACUAUUAAAUCAUUGUGUUUUAAUUUUUAGUGAGAUUCGCGAAGUGUACAAAAAUAAUGUAAAAUAAUCAGCUGUAGAUGAUUAGAUACGAUAAAAAGACGUUCAUCUGAGUGUUUGAUAAGAUCGUGUCCAGUUUAAUGUAUUAACACUGUCACCAUGGAAAGGAAAAAGAAAAUUUCCAAGUAUCAAAAUGAUUAGAAAUAAAUUUUUGGUAUACUUUCGGACUUAGAAGAGUUAAAGUGAGUUUAUCUAAAAGGACUUGACCGACGGCGCGUUUGUUGUGCUCUGAAUUAUCGUUUGAUAACAGAGUCUUAAGAUAUUUUUUUCUGGAGAUCAAGAAGUUAUUGAAAAUCUAAAAAUAGGUGACCAAAUCAAGAUGAGAAUCAAAAUGCCUGCUACUCGUAUCGCGCAAGCGGAUGCGGACAGCGCGGCAGAAGGCGGUGGGUCACCAACACCUGGUACGCCAGCGGACACGCUCACGUGUGGAGCGUGUCGAAGAGCGUUCGCACUCUCAGACAUCGUCCGCUUCAUCCAGCACAAAGUAUCCUCCUGUGAUAAAGACCUCACCUCCUACCAUUGCUACAGUACAGGUCCAAACUCUGAUCCUGAAGACGGUUCCAGGCCAGGGCAACUUGGUAAUGUCAAUUCAAGUGGACGGAGACCAUCGUUGCUGACAGCGAGAAGACCUCCUAAUAGUCGGAUUCAUACUCCACCUUUGGCAAGCCCAUCGAUAGCACCUCCAGAUUUAUUGGAAGAUGGCGGUGCCUCAAGUACUCCUAAAAGAUUGUUAGAUGACGCAGACGCUGGAGCAUCUACUCCAAAGAGGAGAGCAUCAACGUCCCCGAUGCCUUCCAGCUCACCUGAUGAAGAUAUCAAACCCAAGAUCAAACAAGAGCAUAUGGAUACGUCAGGGUCUCCGGACGACCAUAAGAAAUCUAGGACAGAAGUUGCUGACGCGGAGUCCAACACUAUGCAUAGUGAACCGAGUAACUACGUAUGCUCGACUUGUAAGGCUCGCGUGCAUUCGGCCUGGAGACUUGUGCAACACGUUCAACACGUCCAUGGCGUGAAGAUUUACUUAGAAUCCAUGCCACAGCAACAUUCUAACAAACAAAACCAUUCGUCAUCAAGCACCUCCUCCACUAGUUCAGGAUGUUCGACAGGCGCUCCAUUGCCACCUCCAUCGUUACGUCAUCAUCCAUUAUUACCACCUCCGGAUAUGCAUUCUCCAUUUGGCGUUGGUGGACUUUUAAGAAUGCCUCUACCUGGUAGCUUACCACCUCUUGCUCAUCCCUCGGUACCAACAGCGCCGUUGUUUGCACGACCGAACCACCACGAUCAUAGGUUUAGAAUGGAGCAGCUGGUAUCCGAGCAAUUUCGUCACCAUGGUCUCAAUUUGGCUGCAGCGGCUGCUGCCGUAGCUGCUAAUUCUCUUCCACCACACCAAGCUUUUCCAUCGCCAGCAGAUCGACCACCGGUAAUACCUACAUCGUUAUCGGGACGUGAAAGAUCAUCAACAGUUUCACAACCACUUUCAUUAGAACCCCAGCUGGAUUUUUACUCGCAGCGCUUGCGGCAACUGGCCGGUACGACCAGUCCAGGGGCGGCCACAGGCAAUUCGAGCUCUCCUAGCCCCAGGAAGCAUUCUCCCCCGUUCGCUUCCCCGUCGCCCUCCCGAGUCGGCCAGACUCCACCGGCGGGCGCCGGACCCGGAACGGUGGACACGCCUAGAGAAGCUACGCGACCUCAUAACUCUACGCCUGAGCGAAGAGUUGAACCACAAACCGCAGACGCUCCUCCACCCGAGCGUUCUUCAUCUUCUCCAACAGGAAAGCGAAACAGUGAUGAAGCUAAUCAUACAUGCGAAUUUUGUGGCAAAAAAUUCAAAUUUGAAAACAGCCUAAUGAAUCAUCGAAGAACUCACACUGGUGAAAAACCUUACAAAUGUUCUGAAUGUGACGAAGCCUUCGAGAAAUCCUCAAAAUUAAAACGACACAUGAAAGUUCACCGAGGUGUAGAGGCUAAUACUGAAGAUGGUGAGUCAGUUGGUGAUACAGGAGAUGAUGAAUCUGAAGAUGAAUUAGAGGAUGAAGAACUCGAUGGUGAGGAAGAAGAAGAAAAUGAAGAUGGUGAAGAAGUAGAGGAAGCUGAAGAUUUAACUGUAUCUAAUAGUAGUGCUCCAUCUGCACCAACUCGAAAACACACCCCAGCAUUGCCCGCUCACCCUCCAUCAGCAUCAGUCGUAGGCGAACUCAUGGAUAAAUUCGGUCUUUCAAAUAUUGCUCAAUAUAGUGAGGCUUUUAAACAAGCUUUACAAGAAUCUAAUAAUUCAUUAAAAUGGCAAUUAGCUAAGGAUCGGGACAAUAAUAACGGACCUCCUGAGAAACCUAACGGUAUGCACCAAACAGCCUCUUUACGAUUAAAAGAAGAAUUUGCAAAGAUGCCACCUCAGCCACACCCUUUAUUUAAUCCAUUUGAAAACCCAUUUGAAGCAUCUAAACGUAUGAAGUUAGAAAUGGAUAGGAGUGAAGGAUGGUGGCUUCCCACUUUACAUGCGCAAAGGCCACCCGACAACAUUUUUGAUGGGCUCAAAAACAGCACUAAUGGUCUGCUACAAAAUCCAUUAUUGAAGUCGAAAGAUAGCCGACGGAACGACACUUGUGAAUUUUGUGGGAAAGUAUUUAAAAACUGUUCAAAUCUUACUGUACAUCGGCGAUCUCAUACUGGGGAGAAACCAUAUAAAUGUGAAUUAUGUUCUUAUGCUUGUGCACAGAGCUCAAAACUAACAAGGCAUAUGAAAACCCACGGCCGACUAGGGAAAGACGUAUAUCGGUGCCGAUUUUGUGAAAUGCCAUUCUCUGUUCCAUCUACGCUUGAGAAGCACAUGCGAAAGUGUGUGGUGAAUCAAAGUAAUGGAACAUCUCUUGCUCUUUCUGAUGACUCCAAUGCUUGCCGGGACGAGGCCUCGUGACUCUUCCCUUGGGGUGGCCUCCGUCUUCCUCCUCCAGCGCCACCCAGCCAGAUAUUUUAGGCCAAACGUCGUCAAGAACAAAUUUUACCACGUUGAUAUAUUAAUAAGGAGAUUUGUUCAAUGUCUAGUCUUAAGGAAUAUUGAUGU